UGGGGAAUGCUCACAGAAAAUGGUCCAUUCCGUCCCAAUAAGGACGGCAAAACUCUCUAUGAAAAUAUUUUUUCAUGGAAUAAGUUUGCUAAUAUUCUGUACCUGGAAGCUCCGCACAAUGUUGGUUAUUCGUAUUCGACGCAGCCGAAUGAUAAUGCAUAUACCGAUGACCAGACUGCUGAUGAAAAUUACAAUGCUUUGAAGGAUUUCUUCAGCGUCUAUCCUAUGUACACACAAAAUUCAUUUUUUAUCACUGGUGAAUCUUAUGGAGGAGUUUACAUACCAACACUUACAAGAAGAGUUUUACGAGGGAUUUCCGAGCAGGAUCUGAUGAUCAAUUUCAAGGUAAGUUUCGAAUGA
Molecule: messenger RNA, 360 nt
Organism: Cylicostephanus goldi
Lineage: Eukaryota; Metazoa; Nematoda; Chromadorea; Rhabditida; Strongylidae
Source: the annotation of a GenBank genome assembly